AUGGCGGCUCCCGAGGCCCCGGUGCAGGAGAAAGUCUUCCGUACAACAGGGCGGCCUACAGACUCGGAGCCACGCCCCCUCUCGCCCAGCCCCCGGAAGUUUCCUUUUGAAAGCGUGGCGGCAGACUCAGCCGAGGGCUGGGCGGUUACUGCGGAGCAACUUUUGAAAGGGAACGAAGAGGACUGCGGGCUGGAGCGGCUGGCGCCGGGGGCCCAGCCGAGCCACCCGGCUACGAUGGCCAGUGCUAAAACGGUGUGCGACGCGCAGCCCAACUCGAUGGCGAGCGGCGGCCUGCCCGCAGAUGCACAAACUCGAACUACUUCUAAGCUACCUAUUAAGUCCAAAGAAGCUGAUGCCUUUAGACAUCUUCAUCCAGGAGGGUCAGACCCUGACGUUACAAAAGUCACCAAACCGAGACGCGAGAAUGGGCACGUGAGAGUUGCAGAGCCUGCUAGCAGGAAGAACAUCAGGAAGGGCUACAAACCACUGAAUAAGCAAAAACCAGAGGAGGAACUAAAGGAUAAAAACCAGCUCCUGGAGGCCGUCAACAAGCAGUUACACCAGAAGUUGAUGGAGACGCAGGGAGAACUGAAGGACCUGACCCAGAAAGUGGAGCUGCUGGAGAAGUUUCAGGAUAACUGCUUAGCAAUCUUGGAGAGCAGAGGCCUCAACCCAGGCAGCGAGACCCUGGCAUCACAGCGGGAACCUACAACAGAUCACACGGACUCCAUGCGGCUGCUGGAAACGUUGCAGAAUGAACUGAAGGUUUUCAAUGAAACUGCCAAGAAGCAGAUGGAGGAGCUACAGGCCCUGAAGGUGAAGUUGAAGCUGAAAGAAGAAGAAAGGAUGCAGUUCCUGGAGCAGCAAACCUUAUGUAAGGACCAAGCCAGUGACUUCACAAUAGUCCUGGAGGAAAUGGAGCAGCUUUUAGAAAUGUAAUACAAGGCAAGUGGCUAGAUGGCUUCUUCCUGGGGUAAACUCCAGUCACCUUCAAGGACUCACCAUCCCUUAUAGAGAAGACCUGCUGCAGUUGAGGGCGGUGGAUGCGGAUUGGGGCUCCUCCUUAAGCAGACUCCCCACCUUCAGAUUGCCCAGCUCACCUGAGCCUCACAAAUUGCUAAUGGAGACCUGCAAGAUAGGGACCUGGAAGCUUGACUCCACCUCGUGCAUGGCAGAGCACCGACCCUUAGAACCAGGAUGCUAAACCAGCCACCUUGGAGAAUCUAGAGGCUCUGCCUCGGAAUCAUGGGAAGAAAGCCCUCAUAUGACAGCACAUGUACUCUAUGGGAGCUGUCACUGGGAGCCAUGCUGUCCCCUUUGUCCAUCUGGUUGAGCUGAAUUUACGAACUUGAAAUCCCUGAAGUUUCUGGCUUAAUAAAUGGGGUAGAAGUAUACAAAGUAACACCUACCUGAAACACAUAGCACUUGGAGCUUUUUAAGUACUGCUUUUGAAAUAAAUGCUUAUGUGAGUAUUAAUGUUCUGACUGACUGAGGAAUGAAAAUAGCCCAGUGUAGUGGCUUAUGUCUAUAAUCAUAGGACUUGGGAAGCUGAGGCAAGAGGAUUGCCUUGGGUUAGAGGUUAACCCAGGCUGCAGAGAUCCUGUCAAACAAUGAGGAAAGGGGAAGGAGGAAGGAUUAAGUAGCACAGCCUAGAUACAGGAGUUGAGCACACUGGUGCUCUGAUUCACGCAGUAUUUUUCCUCCACCCGUUACUGCUGUGACAGCCCCUUGCCUCCCAGGGUUGUUGCUUCUGCGUCUGUGCAGUGUGUGCCAGGCUCUAGUCGCUGGGUGUGUGGCCAGUUGCUGCCUUUGCUCUUCUGUUUGUCAGUGGUUUAUCUACCACAGCCAACCAGAGCCUCAUCCCACAGGGCCUAUGGUCUCUGUGGCCCACGGCCUGGCACCCAUGGUAGCCUCCCCUUAAGGUCACCAAAAGUGUCGCCAUGUUUUCUUUCUUAACAGAAAUAUACCAGCUUUGCUUUAGCUAUCUCCUGCUGUUUUGUGCCUUCCACUGUCUUCACCAAACUUGCCUAAUAAAUCCUUCAAAAUCACUAUGGCUGCCCACAGUCCACCAUCUCCAGUGAAGCCAAGUAAUGUCCAUACUUUUUUUCUUUCUUUUUCAAAUGUGUUAAAUGGUUUGUAACAUAAAGGCACAAAUAAGGACCAUCACACAGUAGGUAAAGCAACACACAUUCACCGUGCAAGGUGG
This is a messenger RNA of Alexandromys fortis (reed vole), 2206 nucleotides long. RefSeq names its product kinetochore localized astrin (SPAG5) binding protein (gene Knstrn). Gene Ontology annotation, biological process: mitotic sister chromatid segregation; spindle organization; regulation of attachment of spindle microtubules to kinetochore. Lineage: Eukaryota; Metazoa; Chordata; Mammalia; Rodentia; Cricetidae. The coding region runs from base 1 to 939 and encodes 312 amino acids. The transcript is spliced from 9 exons. The record is from RefSeq and is a predicted model, not a curated record. Gene Ontology annotation, cellular component: centriolar satellite; kinetochore; mitotic spindle.